AUUUGUUUUCACUUCUUUUGUUUGUUGUAUUUUUUCCUUGCAUUCUAUUAUUAUUUGUCUCGUCAAGACGAUGUGAAUCCGAAAGCCAAGUUGGGAAUUUUUUUGCUUUUUGUUCUUUCGUUCGUUGUGGGUUCCGUUUGUUUUUCCUUGCAGUUCUUCUUGAAGGAACUCUCUGUCGAUUUAUGCGCAGUCGCCAUGCAAUCACCGUAAGGAUGAUCCAUCAAGCUGCCAACCACCGUCUACAACAGAUCCAACCUCUGGUUCAUUGCUUUUUCAUUUGAGCUUCUUACUGUUGUUGGGAAAUCUUUUGCAAUUGCCCAUUGUUGGGAAUCUUGUGCACAUGCACUUACCACAUUAAUGGGGAACCUAGAGGAAGAAAAGGUUGAGCAGACCCUUCUACAACUAAGAAGUUUGAAGAAAACUGUAAACAAUCUAUGGAGGUUCUAUUAUUUUACUGUGGAGCAAUUCGGGCAGAUGCAUUGACAGUGGAUCGUCUUGCCUCCUUGGAAAAGUAUUCUAUCUCAGCUGUUAUGCCUCAGGCUUCUAUUUUAGAAACGGAAGCAGCAUGGCUAAACUCCAUCAAAGCUGACUUAGAGAGAAACUAUCUUCAUCAAGAAAAUAGCAAAACUACUCCAACAAUGACGUGCUUUAGGUGCAUUGAGUUGCGAUUGAUGUUGACAAAUUUCCAUGAAAAUCAUUUGGAAAAUCAGAUAAAAUACAAGUAUGAUUGUUUUGGGUCUUGCAUAUUCAAUUCUUUUUCUAUGAGCAAGAGAAACAUUAAAUUAGAGGGUAGUGCAAACGGUGGAGGUGGGGGACCCUAAAAAAUACCCCAAAUAGGUUAAUCGAGAAUUAAAAAGAAAAAAAAAGAGAGAUGGCUACACUAAGCUGUUCCCAUAUUUCUUGGCACAAAGCCAUAAAAAUGUCACUACUUGGGUAUUUUUUGUGCAACCUUGAGUUGGAGUGCCAUGAAAUGCGCUUUGUAAGAUCCCAUAUGAGAUGGAUGUCAUCGAACACUAAAUCCACAUUGCAUACUCAUAAUUAAAUAUUCUUGUGGAGCUUCUUGCAUGUUGGCGUGGUUGUGAAGUGAGGAAAGAUGUUGCUGCCGGGUGGAGAAUGAUUUAUUUGUGUUUAACGUGGUGUCUAUGGCUGGAAAGAAAUGUGAGAUGUUUCGAAGACAAUAAGCGCUCUUUUGAAGAUCUUUAAAACUAUUUCUUUUCUACUUUGAAUUUGUAGGCUAAGAUCUUUGUAAGGAAUGAUGAGAAUGUACUGAAUCUGUUUCUGUUUUAGUUUUCCUAUUUUCUGUAGUAUGAAUUUCCUUUAUACAUG
Juglans regia (Persian walnut) is the source of this 1326-nucleotide messenger RNA. RefSeq lists its product as uncharacterized. The coding region runs from base 435 to 821 and encodes 128 amino acids. NCBI's taxonomy places the organism in Eukaryota, Viridiplantae, Streptophyta, Magnoliopsida, Fagales, Juglandaceae. The record is from RefSeq and is a predicted model, not a curated record. The transcript has 5 exons.